This is a messenger RNA of Blastocystis hominis, 922 nucleotides long. RefSeq lists its product as hypothetical. Gene Ontology annotation, molecular function: protein binding. NCBI's taxonomy places the organism in Eukaryota, Bigyra, Opalinata, Blastocystidae. Bases 121 to 474 code for a protein of 117 amino acids. The transcript is spliced from 3 exons. The record is from RefSeq and is a predicted model, not a curated record.
CCGUUGUAAAUUGUGGACAUGCCCUCUAAAAGGAACCGCAAUGACAAGUCCAACAAAGGAAAGUCUUUAGUUGCUGAUGUUUCAACUCUUUUACAGAGAGCCCAAAACUGCAUCGACAAAAUGGAUGGAAAGGGAGCGUUGCUCCAUUUAGAAGAGGCGUUGAAGCAGCAACCUGACAAUCUGGAGGUUGUGGAUAAAACAGCAAACGUAUAUAUGGAACUUGGAGAAGAUGAAAAGGCAUUUCCAUUGCUUGUGAAAAGUGCAAAAGAGGACCCCGAUCAUAAUUAUGAGAAGUGGAUGUACUUGGGACAGCUUCAGAAUGGAAAUGAUGCUGUAACGUGCUACCGCAAAGGAAUCCAGCUCCUCGAGGCUGAGGUGAACGCGACUCCGGACGGAGAGGACAAGCAGAUGCUUCUCAAUCGUCUCUGUGGUGCCUAUUGCUCCGUAGGCGAGCUGUACAUGACCGAUUUAUGAUAUCCUGCAUUUUCAUACGAGGUUCUUAACUCCACCGAAGAGCCAGACGCCGAGCAGAACUGCGAGGGGUGCAUCACGCACGGCCUCUCCCUCUGUCCCGACAACGUGGACGGCCUGGUCAUGUUAGCGAGCUGUCGCAUGUCGCAAUGCCGCUUCGACGACGCGGAGCAAAUUUUGAUGCACGUGAGCGAGAUCAUCGCCGCGAUCGACACGACCACCGACUUCCUUCCCGCCUACGACGUUCGCUUAUUCGCCGGAAAGAUGCUUCUCGAGCUCGACAACGACGACAGCUGCGUAGAUGCGAAGAGACGAGUGGACGGUAGAGAGAUCGAUGCGAGGCGGCGGUGAAUCUGUUCGAUCAGCUGCUGCUGGAAAACGACGAGAACAACGAGCUGCUGUUCUUGAUGGCCACCGCGCACUACAAUCUGCAGAGCUACUCGAUGGGAUU